GCGGUCCAGGUGCUGGUGCCUGGGCACGAGGACGCCGGCGGGUGCCUUCUUCUUUCGGAGCUCACCGGCAGCCUGCGGGGCUUCCUCAUAGGCCUGUGCGCCAUCUGCUUCCUGGUCGGCGUGCUCGUGAGGAUCAUCAUUUGCGAGUGCCCGCCCGGGGAGUACACCGACGUCGUCGGCGACCCAGUACCUCCAGCUCUAGUGACGAAGUGCUUCUACUGCCUCACACCAGACGGGGACAUCUACCCGCAUCUCUUGGCGGCCGGGCCGCUGGCUGGAGUGGUGGUGCUCGACAAGACGGGCCAGCCCAUCGACUCCACCUCCGAAGGCCAGAAGCUUCGGAGGAGGCACUCGGUUCACGGCGCCGACUGGGAGCCGACGCCGCUCGACUACGUGGCAGCCUUGCAGUUCUGCCGCCCCGAGGCGCUCUCCAGCGGUCAAUUGAACCGGCGCCUCCGUGGGAAGCAGCCGUGGCCAGUGGCGGGAGCGCCAUCAGGGGAUGGAGCAGCGAGGAUUCCGACUAACAUGGAGGUCUCGGACGGGGCCCUGCCUAAGCCGCCUGAUGGGCACUGUUGGGAGAUCCUGGCCACGACGGGCUCGGACACCGUGCGCACAGAGUUUCUCGGCGGCGCGACCGACGGCUACGCGGUCGCUGGGGGUUUCGGGCUCGUGCUGAUGGGGUCGGAGGCGCACGCCGUGAGAGUGGUGAGGCGCGACGAGCUCGGCGGCGACGGGGACCUGGACGCCCGGGUCCUCAGCAUCAAGGUCAACUCCGACGGCGAGCGCCGCCGAUUGUUCAAGGACGCCGUCAACCUCCUCAGCGAGACGACUUGGCCCUUCUGGCCAGUGCUCGGUCCUCGGACCACUCGCUGGUGCCUGCGCUUCCUGGCCGACCAAGAUGCUCAUCCACGGUCGCGCCACACGAAGUGGAAGCACGAGACCGGGCUCACUGCCAGCGACCCCGGCGUCGCCGAGCACGAACUAUGCAUGCGCGUGUUCGACGUCGCCAUGUCGUUCGACCAGCUGAACGUCAGCGAGCUGGCCGCGUUCGAGUACAUCGCGAGGCGGGCACAGCUCAUCGAGCACCGCUACCGCGAGAGGGUCAUUGGCCGCCCCGACGGCGUCGACGGGGCUGAGGAAGACUACCUCAUGAUGGGGGCCUCGGAGACGCGCGGCCACCUGAUGAUCGCGCCGGAGCUCCAGGACUACAUCACGGCCGAGCUCCACCGCGAGGCUGGUGUGCUCAAGGAGCGGAGCCACCCGCCGGUUGGGCCGCCCUCGGGGCGUGCUCUGCCGGCUCCCUCGGCUGGGAUGGUGGUCUCUCGCGAGCUACUGCCUAUCAACCUGGCCGCCCUCUCGGCCCCGCGCGAGUCGCCUGGCGCUGGCCGUUGCAGCCGCAGCGUCCGCAGCCGGGCCCUCCGCCGGACCCUCGUCGACGAGCGCGUGCGCGAGUCGGUGACUGCCCUCAACCUUCUGUACAACCACGGCGAGGCCCAGGUCUCGCACCAACUUUCUCUCGCUCAGGUCCGUGGUGUCGAGCAUCUCCGACGUGGUUGGGAGCGACUCGGCGCCCCGGAAGUGAGCCCCGCGGCAGCCUGCAGUGAGCUGUGCGGGAGCAGGCCCGGGCACGGCGACCCGGCGAAGACGGCUCCUUACCAGCGAGACCUCGUCUCGCUGCCGACCGGCGGGGUCCUGGCCGAGGGGGGCCGGUGCCUCGGCGGCGCGGCUCUAAGCUUCUGGAAGGAGUGGCGACAGCAUCUUUUGCGGCCCGGUGUCAGCCGGGAGGCAGUGCAGAAAUUCAAGCCUCACGUCGACAGUCGGCUACGUGCGAGGGGUACCUACGCCCAGUUCGCGUUGGACCUUCAGGCCGCCGGCUUGGUGAACCUGAAAGGCCGUCUCGACGCGACCCUGGGGGUGUUCUUCGCGUGGAAGAGUGAUGGCGCCUGGCAGAGACUGAUAUUCGAUACUAGGGGUAGCAACGAGUUUUUCAACGCUCCCGAGUAUUCUCAGCUGCCCACGGACAGACGGGCAGCCGCCGGCCUCGAGGAAGGGCCUCUCGCUGCCGUCUAUGUCGACGGGGUCGCUUUUCUCGGGACCAGCGAAAAGUGCUGCUCGGACGGGUGCGCGUCCGCCGUCGAGCUCCUGGGAUCCCGCGGUCUGGUUUGCAAGGGGAUGGUCGGGGCGUCUGAACAGCAGUCUUUUACGGGCCUCACGUUCGAACGCAGCUCGGGAAUCAUUUCGCUUUCGACCCGGCGCUUGUGGAAAAUCCGCUUGGGGCUCCUGGAGCUCUGCCGUCAGGGCUGGUGCACCGGGGUCCAGUUGCGCCGGGUCCUGGGCCAUUUAACCUGGGCCUUCCUGUUGAAACGGGAGCUUUUGUCUAUCCUCAGCAGUGCUUUCCGUUUUUGUGAAAUGGCCGGGGAGCAGCGGUGGCGUCUUUGGAGUUGCGUGGCUCGGGAGCUGCGGAUCGCGGCGGCGCUUUUGCCGUUCGCCGCUGUCGACACCAAGAGGCCGUUCGACCCGUGCGCGAUGGCCUCCGACGCUUCCGGGGCCACCGAGUUCGACUUCGGGGGUUUCGGCGUCUGCGAGCGGGCUUGGGACUUGGAGGCAGUUCGAGCCGUGGCCAGCCGUGCGGAGAGGUGGAGGUACUGCGUCGAGGAUGCUAUCUGCGCCCGGGAGCAGAGUCUCGGGCUGCGCCCUCAGGGCCCCUCCAAGCCUCGAAGCUCCCAAGUGAGAGCCCGCCGUGUGGUCACCGACUUCUUCCACAUCGAUGGGGAGCAGAUCGGGGAUUUCGACACCUGGUCCACCGUUUUGUUCGGCCGGUUCGCCUCGUCGGAGAAUAUUACGCGGGCGGAGGGGCGGGCCCUUGCGAUGGGGGCCCGGCACAAGCGCGACCCGCGCGGGCCGGCGUUCCGCGAUGCUCCGGCGGCCUGGGCCAGGCCUGGAGGCGCGGCCGGCGCGAGCCUUUCGGCCGGCGCCGCUUUCGAUCGGGAGCUCGAGCGGACCGUCGCGCAGCGGGCCCGCGGACAGCUUGCAGCUCCGCCCGGGCUUUGCGGGCUCGGCGACAGCCUCGAUCCCGAGGCCCGCCCCGCCGGCCUGGCGCGGUGCGACGUCGAGCCCAUCGCUUCCAGGGCUGCGGCGGAGGGCCUGACGUUCCUGCAGACGUCUCGAGCGGGGCACCGGACACAGCUGCAGCACCAGCGGGCUUACACCGACUUCCUGGACUGGAGCCGGGGGGAGGAGCUGAGGAUCAGCACCGUGGCCAACCUAGAUCGGUCCCUCGCCAGCUAUCUGGACCACUUGUUCUUCGACGGCUGGAAUCGGGACCAGGGCGAGAAGACCUUGGCGGCGGUCCUCUUCUCCCACCCGAGCCAGGGUUUGAAGCGGCCGGGGGCCCUGGAGGGCAGCCGAGCCGCGCUCAAGGGUUUCAAGAAGAUGGCUCCCGGCCAGACCCGCAGGCCACUUCCCAAGCAGGGGGUUUUCGCGAUCAUCGGGGCCGGCGUGUUCUGCGGCUUGCUCGACUUCUGCCUCGGCCUCCUCGUCGCUUGGGACGCGUACCUCAGGUUGCCCAGCGACUUGAUUGGCAUGGUGGGUGGGUCCUUGGUGGCGCCAGCUCGGCGGAGCCGGAUCAACCGGUGGGCCAUUUUGCUAUUCCCCGAGGAGCUGCCCGACCGAAGCAAGACGGGCCACUUCGACGAGGGGAUGGCGCUCGAGUCGGAGGCCGCGCAGAGCGCGAGCUUCGCCCUGCAGGCCCUGGAGUCGCGGAGCCAGGCGGACAAGCCUCUGCGGCCGUUCUCCGGCCCGAAGUUCCGCCAGGACUUCGCUGCUUGCGCCAGCCUGGCGGGGCUCGAGGACGUGCACCCGCACCAGGCCCGCCACGGAGCCGCCUCCCACGACGCGCUGUUCAAGGUGAGGGAGUUCGGAGCGGUCCAGGAGCGGCUCAGGCACCUGAGCGAGUCCAGCACGCGCCGGCACCGCAAAGGGACCCGCUACCUGGCCGAGUGCGAGAAGCUGCCCCCCGAGAUCAAGGCGUUCGGCGAGUGGGUCGAGGCCAACCUCGCCGGCCUCUUCUCCGGGCGGCUGCGCUGCCGCGCUGGAUUCUGGAAGGCUGGCGACACCCUCGACUCCGCGACGCGCCUGAGCCGGGACGCCAUCCACAGAGCAUGGUCUCAAGCCUUUUCGGCCGCCUCCGCCGCUGCCCCCCGCAAAGGCAAAGUUAUCCUUGAUUUGUUCUCGGGGGCUGGGGGCAUCGCUCGCGGUCUUCGCAAGUGUGGCGGUUGGGGAGUCAUUGAGGUCGAUGCUAAACUUAACCCCGCUUUUAACCUCAACAAUCCCGUGGUCGUAGAUCUGAUCGCCGGGUGGAUCAGCAGCAAGCUGGUCCGGGGAGUUUGGCUGGCCUUUCCCUGCUCCACGUGGAGCGUCGCCUCCCGCGGGCGGCACCGAACCCACUCCGAUCUUUUUGGGCGACCCGACCUGGACCCGGUGGGCUUCGAGAGGUCGUAG
Molecule: messenger RNA, 4500 nt
Organism: Prorocentrum cordatum
Lineage: Eukaryota; Dinophyceae; Prorocentrales; Prorocentraceae
Source: the annotation of a GenBank genome assembly